This is a messenger RNA of Funneliformis caledonium, 2664 nucleotides long. The record is from the annotation of a GenBank genome assembly. Lineage: Eukaryota; Fungi; Glomeromycota; Glomeromycetes; Glomerales; Glomeraceae.
AUGUUAAAAAGUUUUCUUUGGAUAAUAACGACGAUCUUCGUGUCACUGUUCUUCGAUAACGCAAUCGCGUACAAUUUAAUCGAAACUACUCAAAAUUUUAAUAACAUCAAACAAUAUAUAAAUGAUGAUACAUUAAUUUUGAUACCACCACCAACGAAUGAUUCCGCGAAUCAGUUCGUUACGCUCCUAUUUCAAAAUGGAACGAGUUCGGUGAUAAAUAUUGACGUCAAAAGUCAAAAUGAAGGAAACGCUUUGAUUGACAUUUAUCCUUUAGCCAAAAACUACAUUUGGAUAAUAUACGCGAGAAAUGUGAACGAAAGUAGUAGCGUUCAAAACAUGUUUGGUAUGCUAAUGAAUUGGAAUCAAGAAAUUCUUGCAUUUGACGUCGACUUAAAUUGUCCGUAUGAUGUUAAUGAUCGACCGACAGUUGCAACAAAUAUCAAUCCCGAAGAUGGCUUUAUCAUUAUAACGAAAAACACUGAUCAUCAUUUAACAUGGAAUGAAUUCUCUUAUUCUUAUCAAGCGCAACCGAUUUAUAUGGUAUAUUUAGCUUUAAUAGGCACCCCACAACAUUCACAAGUGCCUGCAUUGGUUUACGAAACUUCAGAAGAUAAAAUUACUUCAAUUAAUAUUCAAUCAUGUAAAGUUGCAUUUGUCGAUCAUGCAAACGUUUGCUUUCUUAAAUCUAUUGUUAAUAGUAGUUUAGGUGUAUCUCUCUCUGCUACCGUAGAAAUUGCUUUUUUGUCUACGGGUUCAGUGAUUGAUAUUAGUCAGCUUGGUUUGGAUAAUGAUACUAUAAAUCUGCCAGCACUACCAACACCAAACGCUAAUAAUAUUACGGAUUCCGUUAUACCUUUGGAAAAUGAUGGUUUACUUUUAAUUAGACAUACCGAUAAUUCCAUCACCGGUCACAUCUAUGAUCAAUAUGGAAAUAAUAUCGGAAAAGAAUGGGACAUACCAAAGAAUUUAACGGAGAAUAGUAACUUACUUGGAUUUGGCAUGUUUAAAAAUAAUACUGCGUGGAUCGCUUUAGAUGGUUUAACAGAUAGUAUUGUAUCAAGUGAUAUGCCAAAAUUUAUCGAAGACAGUGGAUAUAAUAAUUUACUUGUAGUGUCAACCGAACCAAAGAUAAAUAGUCUCUUAUUCACACCUUAUCCGAAAACAAUAAAUAUAACCUAUUCGAUUCCAAUUACGCAAGGUUCUGGAAAUAUUACAAUUUACCAGGUUAACGAUAAUGGAUCAAAACUUUUAAGACAAACAUUUCCCGGAGCUUCAGAACAUUGUAGGAUUGAUGAAAUAGAAAGGAAGACAAUCUCUUGUAAAGCACUAAAUAGUACCUUUAAUCAUAUGGGUACAAAUUAUACGGUGAUCGUUGAUAAUAACUUUGUUAAGAAUUCUUUCUUGGAUGAACCUUUAAGCGGAAUACAAAGUGGUUUCUGGAAUUUUAAAACUAAUGCAUCGUCAGCUGAAAUUCCGUUCACAGUUGGAUUCACUGUCUUGUUGAGGCUUGAUGAUGAAGGAACACGAAAUUUUUUUGCGGAUAAAAAAUUUUUAGAUCAUUUACAUACAGAAUUAUCUCAAAGUAUACCGGUUAAACAUCAUAGACUGGUAUUCACUCGGCGAGUACAGAAAGACUACUCAACGGAAAAUAAAAGAUUAUUAUUUGAAUUUAAAAUAUUAGAAGAUGGAAAUGCUACUGAUCCAAGGCCUCAAGAUGUUUUCAAUAGUUUGAAAACUUUAAUCAAACAUAAAAAGAUUACUAUUCUCUCAACUUUAAGUCAUGCUAGAUACUUGGAUGAAACGUAUGAAAUUCAUAUUGUUCCGAAUUUAUGGGAAGUUGUGAGGUAUCUAUUCCUUGGAUUUGUGUUUGUCUGUUUAACACUUGGAAGUUUGUAUUUGUGGGCUCGUUAUAGACAUCCAAAGGGAAAAAAUUCGGCGAUAUUUAAAAUUCCAUUGCUCUUAUUUGAUUUAUUAAUGGACAUAUUAUUUGUUAUAUACCAUGGAAGGACAAUUCCUUACAUAUUCAUUCCAAGCAUUAUCAUAUUAGCAGUAUCAUUUGCAUUUAAUUCAUUCAUGAGCGUAAUAAUUAUAACGCGUGAAAUAUCACACAAUCCUAACUUUCAAAAAUGGUUCGAUAAUCAUAUAAAAUUAGCAGCAUUAUUCACUGUACUUGGGUUCGCCGACGUAGAAACGUUAUAUACAUUAAAAAGCAGAAUCGCCGGUUUAGAAUCGUUUUCUGCUCCUUAUUCUAAAGUUGGAUUAUCCUGGAUAUUAAACGGUAGUGCGUUGAAUGUAUUGAUGGUUGAUUUACCUCAAGUAAUAUUUCAGAUUAUCUAUCUACAAACUGUGUUAAAUUAUACUUUGAUACCUUUCUUCACUUUAAUUACAAGUAGUUUGAUUUUUGUUAUCGAUUUGGUUUCUCAUGUUCACGAUGCUAUGUCGAACCAAUGUUGCAAGAAUUCUAAGGUUGGUUAUAUGUUUAAUGAUCAAGUAUCGCACCAAUCUAGUCGUGAAUCUAGUCGUGAACCUAGUCGUGAACCUAGUCGUGAACUUAGUCGUGAAUCUAAUCGUAACCACGAAAAUAACCACGAAUCUGACCACGAAUCUGAUCAUGAAACUAAUUAUGAGAAUCAUGGUAAUAAUAAUGGUCGCGAGGAAGCUUAA